Molecule: messenger RNA, 1095 nt
Organism: Fonsecaea multimorphosa CBS 102226
Lineage: Eukaryota; Fungi; Ascomycota; Eurotiomycetes; Chaetothyriales; Herpotrichiellaceae
Exons: 1
Coding region: 1-1095 (364 amino acids)
Source: RefSeq, a predicted model, not a curated record
AUGGAUGCCCUUCAGCAAUACCACUGUUCUCCUCCCGAAACGACUUACAACCCUGCCAUCUCAGCCAAUGUGUCCUCUUACUUUGUCCGGCCCAACAAAGUCGUCAAACCGAGCAGCAGGAAUAGCAGUCCACGGAUAUUGGGACGAAGGAAAACCAUGACUGCAGCCGCUGCUUCAUCGAGAACUAGGUCUGUCGUCGACCAUCUCCGCUCCCGCACACAGUGGCAGAACACAGAGAUGCCUCGCUCUCGACCUGUCAGUUGGCAUCCGAACUCUUUCGAGGCCUUGAACUCGACAUUCAACCCGGUUGACAAUGAGCUGGACUUGUCUACAUGGGAUUUCUCGACGGCCCAAGUCCACGGCCUCGUAACGCCUAUCUCUUAUCAGGCCAUGAACGAGCCCCAGAUCCGAGAGCCCUUCACGCCGCUCGAUGAGCUGCCAACCCAUGAUCCGGGUUCAGUAUAUGAGAGUCAACCUUACCUCGAAUCCAUGUGGCUCGGCCAGGGACAGGUCAAAUCAAACUCAAAUCCCUUUGCGCUCUAUUCUCAACAAUCCUUCGUGCAACCAGUGUGGGGUUUCAACCAACCCGUCAUGGCGCCGAAUGUACAAACGGCUCCCUCCUCCCCGGAUUGCCUCCCAUUGCAGAACUUCGGGCUUGACACAUUAUCCCUCGGCAACAGCGACUCGAAUUUGAAGGAUGACUCCGAGGAAUUGGUCGCCAUGGGUUUGUACGAUUCACCCGCUGAAGUCCAGUCAUCAAGUCUGCUCUUCGACGGCUCUGCAGGCUCAGCAAGAAAGGGAUUGAAGCUGGAAGAGUCCUUUGAACCUGUGGAACAGGAGGAAGAAGACGAAGAAGACGCCGAUACAGAGGAUGCCGAAGAAGAUGAGGCGGGCCAGCAGGACGCUCAGCACGAUGAAGAUGGUGGUGGCAACUUGUGGAAUACCUCUGACGAGUAUGAGGCCCCUUCUAUCGCGGAUCACUUGACAUUCGGGAUGCAAGCACAGCCAGAUUCGCUGGCUAUGAAAUAUCUUUCGACUCUGAGGCAGCUGAACAGCGCCUAUUACCCUUCUGGCCAUUCUUACGGUUGGGCCUGA